Brugia malayi is the source of this 1329-nucleotide messenger RNA. RefSeq lists its product as uncharacterized. The transcript is spliced from 10 exons. Gene Ontology annotation, molecular function: ubiquitin binding; phosphatidylinositol binding; clathrin binding. NCBI's taxonomy places the organism in Eukaryota, Metazoa, Nematoda, Chromadorea, Rhabditida, Onchocercidae. Bases 1 to 1329 code for a protein of 442 amino acids. Gene Ontology annotation, cellular component: membrane; endosome. Gene Ontology annotation, biological process: signal transduction. The record is from RefSeq and is a predicted model, not a curated record.
AUGCAAGAGCAGGUUAAUAAUGCAAUGGAAAGUGCUAAGGAAGCGGCGGCAUCAGUCACUGAACGCGUUAGUGACUUCUUUCAGGGCAAUCCGUUUGCUACGCCAGUUGGACGCAAAAUAGAAAUGGCAACCGAUGCAACUGUUUUGGCAACUGAAAAUUGGGGAUUAAAUAUGGAAAUUUGUGAUUUCAUUAACAACACGGCAGAAGGCGGACGUGAUGCGAUGCGCGCAAUUCGUAAACGACUACACUCACAAAUGUCGAAAAAUAAUGCAGUUGUUAAUUAUACACUAACAGUGUUGGAAACAUGUGUAAAAAAUUGUGAUACUCGAUUUCAUGAACUAGUUUGUCAAAAAGAUUUUAUAAACGAACUUGUAAAACUUCUCGAUCCCAAAUUCGAUGCACCCCAAGUAAUACAAGAACAUGUUCUCGGCUUAAUUCAGUCAUGGAACGAUGUAUUUAAAAAUGAUCCACGUUUGCAAGGUGUUUGUCAAAUUUACAAUGAGCUGAAAGCGAAAAAUGUUCAGUUUCCUGUUGUAGAUCCUGGUUCGAUGGCACCAAUAUUGACCCCCGAAAGAACUGUGUUUCCGAUCAGAGGAAUUCCUGCAACUACUAGUGUUCAGGAAGAUACUAUCGGACAGGAGAUGUUGACUUCCGGGUCACAUAAUUACGCUGGACUGUCGCAGUUUAUGCAGCCCACACCAGAGCAACAGGAGAAAUUACGCAAGGAACUUGAUGUAGUUAACGGCAAUUUGAAGGUUAUGCGAGAAAUGUUAUUUGAAAUGGUUUCGGGAAAAGAGACUUCGGACGACGUGCAGUUAUUGGAAGAACUGUAUGUUGUUGUAAAGCAGAUGCAUAUGAGAAUUCAAGACCUUAUUCGUUCCGUUCAGAAUGAUGAAGUCAUCUACGAAUUGCUAAUGGUAAACGAUGAUUGCAACAAUCUUUUUGAAAAAUAUAAUCGUUACAUGAUUAGUCGUGCAUAUGACACGAAAGAAAAUACGGAUUCGGAGAGCAACUUGAUUGAAUUUGAUGAUCAGACACUGAAUCAACAGUUUGCUGCACUGAAAACUUCUGAUGCUUCUAAUUUUGCUUCGACGAAAACUUCCGGUGUACUAGAACAAACUAGUAUCAGUCAAUCGGGAGCGAUAAAAAACAGGAAUGCCCCAGUUAGCGAUGAGGAAGCCGAAAUGGCGGAAUGGUUAAAAGCUCAAGAAGGCAAGAAAGAAACUGCUGUCGCUUCUACUGUAACGAUUGCAAGUGGGUCUUCCUCAGAGUGUGAAGUGCUCCUGCAUGACCAAUCAACACCGGAAGAUAAAGCGAAAAUAUCUUAA